This is a messenger RNA of Lampris incognitus (smalleye Pacific opah), 3129 nucleotides long. RefSeq names its product TNFAIP3 interacting protein 2 (gene tnip2). NCBI's taxonomy places the organism in Eukaryota, Metazoa, Chordata, Actinopteri, Lampriformes, Lampridae. The transcript has 6 exons. Bases 879 to 2288 code for a protein of 469 amino acids. Gene Ontology annotation, biological process: regulation of transcription by RNA polymerase II; cellular response to lipopolysaccharide. Gene Ontology annotation, molecular function: K63-linked polyubiquitin modification-dependent protein binding. The record is from RefSeq and is a predicted model, not a curated record.
CUUACGUGACAGCUUUUGACGCGAAAUGACGAGCGUCCACUUGCCGGUUUUUUGUUAUUUUUUCACAUCCCUGCUGGGCGGAGCCUCCUCGCGCAACUUCCCCCCCUCCCCCCCCCCCUCCCGGCGGCGGCGGCUGGGAAGACAUAUCGAAACCGUUUUUUAACUCAGCGGCGGCGGAGCGACGGAGAGCCCUCUGGCCCCGAACAGAAGUCGGUUCCCGGGUCCCGGUUUUGGGUGGCGGAGGAUCGGGAGCGAGCGCGCACGAAAAGUUACCGUCUCAACCGAGCUCGAGUCGCCGCGGAGAGCUCUCGCGCGUUUGCGGACGUCGUCUCCGUCUCGAGUUUUGCGCGCGCGCUACUUGUUUUGUUAUUGUAGCGUGAUUACGGAUUUUUGGGGGGGGGGGGGUUGCGUGACUGCGCAUGCGCUCUCGUCGACUUCGUAUAAGAAACUUUUUUCUUUUCCUUUUUUUUUUCCUAAGUCGUGAUUUCUUUAUUUUCAAGUCGGCGCGUCCCGGCGGAGUAUGAGCGGCGGUGAAGUGUCGGCAGCAGGCAGGCGAGGCUCCGUUUUUUCAGCAGCAGCAGCAGCAGCAGAAAAGUCCGUGCGGAAGUCCCCCCCAGGAAAUCCCCUACACGGAGUCGGAAUAUUAUUGUCGGCGAGGCGCCACAUCUAACAGAAUCCAGAGUCCCCCGGCCCGCGUCUGAGGACUCCACGCGAACGCACAGACGCCAAACCCUGCGCGGGGUUAAAAACUGCUUAGCUCGCUCUCUCUCCCUCGCUCGCUCGUUCUCGCUCUCGCGCUCUCUCGUCGCCAUCGGCUGAAAAGGGGGAAGAGCCGUCAGAACUCGGGGGGUCCUCGGGGGAAACUUGGGGAGACUGCGAUGGAUCACGCCAACGGCAAUACGGACGGGGACGCGGGGCCCGACCACAAAAUACGCAGCUACAACACCCUGAACACCCUCCACCACGAGACGCGGCAGGAGCUCGACCUUCUCACCAAGGAGAUCUACGUCAAGGACAACGUCAUCGCAGACCUGAAGGCCAGACUGGCCAGGUACGAGAGGAUCUGCAUCAACGUCGAGGGCAGCGAGCCGGUCGUGGUGGGGCCGUCCAAGUCCCUGCUCGAAAGCCUGUGUAACGAGAUCUACAAACUGAAGCGAAAGAGGGCCGACGUGGAAGUGAUCGCGUCCCGGCAAGCGGAGUUGAGUCAACAGGAGAUCCAGAGGCUGCGUCUUCAGCUCAGAGAGAAGGAGAAGGAGCUGGAGAGAGUCAGGUGCCACCCGGAUCACAAGAAGGACCAGGAGAUCCAGAAGCUGCGCUGCGCCCUGGAGGAGAGGGACCGAGCCGAGGCCACCAGGGCUGUGCUGUGCAGCUCGCUAGCGGAGGAGGCCGAUCAGCUGCGGGUCCAACUGGGCGCCACUGUCUCGGUGUGCCAAGAGCUGCUGGCGAGGCUGGAGCGAGAGAAGAAGGGAGGAGUGGAGAGGGAGAUGUCUCAGCAACAGCAGAUGACCGAGUCUUCUGGUUUCAUGGGUGUAAAUGCUCAGGUGUGCCAACUUCAGGAGGAGAAUCAAAGACUAAAGCAGCGAGUUGCAUAUGUGGAGGGUCUGAAUGCCAAAUGGCAGAAGUAUGAUUCCAGUAGAGAAGAUUAUGUUCGAGGCUUAUGUCAGGGGCUGAGGAAGAACAGCGCCUACACUGUCUCCAGCGCCAUGCUGGCAGGAGCAGGGCCUGGCUCGAGACCCGGUGUAGGCUUGGGGCCUGUGCUGGGCUCCUCCAGUGGUGAACUGCUGCAUCGGGAGAUCACAAGGCUGAAUAGCUUGCUGGAAGAGAAGAUGAGCGAGUGUGUGAGAUUGGGCAGAGAAGUGGAAGAGGUCAGGACACAAGACCAGGAGCGUAUCCAGACACUGGAGCAGCAGGUCCUCAUCUACACAGAGGACUUUAAGUCAGAGCGUGCAGACAGAGAGAGGGCACAUGGGAGAAUCCAGGACCUGAAAGAGGAGCUGUCUCAGUUGCAGCAGCAGCUACACAGGCAGGUGGCGAAUAGAGACACGGCGCCCAUGUGCCACAUCUACACUGGACACAGAGUCGCCUCGAGGCAGCGUAAGGAGCCGGCGGAGCAGCUGCUGAGGAGCGGUGCCGAACAACCAAACCAACCUGCGGCAGUGAUGCCGAGCCCGGACUGGACUGAAUGCCAGGGCUUCUCUGAACUGCAGUGCCCUCGAUGCUUCACCACGUUCAAAGAAAUGGACACAGCUGAUUACCUGAAUCAUUGUGAGGAGUGUGCCAGAUUAUGAGCGGUGCAGUCCACUUUGGGGAAUGCGACCAUUAACUUUCGCUGACAAUGACUGAAGAACAGCACUACAUACAUGCCUGAGGAUCGAUUAGCGGAUUUGUAUUUUUUUUUCUUCUUCUUCCAAUUUGUCACAAGAUUUGACAACCGUCUGCAACAAAAAGUGAAAUUGUUAAGUAUAGAUAAUGAAAGUAAAUUGUACGCCGUAGUUUCCCUGUCUCUAUGGUUUCAAGAAGUCGUCUUUAUUUCAUCCUCAUGUGGCGUGGCAACAGGAUGGUGGAUGUCAGUGCAAACACGAAUGUCAUAUACCUCAGCUUUGCAUCAAAUUACAAAACCAUUGCACUUUCUGCACACGUUGGCCCUCAUUUUGAUGCAUAAGCUUCCUGUAUCAUCUAGUCUGUCUGGAUCAUGUGGUGCUACUAGUUGUUUAUUUUCGAUUGUACAUAACAUAUUUUAUGUCUCAAAAGUGUAUAUUCUUGGUAACAGAAUAUAUAUAUAUAUAUAUGUGUGUGUGUGUGUAUAUAUAUAUAUUUUAUAUCAUUAUAUUUAUCCUCAGCAUAAAGCAAACAAGCAUCUUUUUAGCCAGAACGGCUAAGUGGGGUAAAAGAAAGAUCAUUAGACCCCCCACCACCACCACCACCACCGGGAGAAUGUUUAUCCCGGGUUAAGCCUUUGGGGUUAAAAAGGUGAAAUGCUGCAGCUGAGAAUAGGAUCUGAUGUUGUUACCAGUAGUCAGAAAGACGUGACGUGUUUCCUCUUUUUAAACGUGUAAACUGAUCAAUAAUAUAUCCCUGUUUUGUCUUGACCUUGGUAAAUAAUAUUUUUUCAAUAAAAGAGUCUGUACA